GACGAGACGGGACGUACUGGAAAACGAUACCACACGCUCGCAGUCUCCAAGGCCCAAACGCGAUUCUAGCGCGCAAACUUUUCGGAAACCGCUCCCGCGGUUCUGCUCCUCCUCCAACGGGAAAUCAAUAUUUUUGGCGGUGGAACACGCUCAACCCCGAGCGGGGGGAUGCUGCCCGUCAGAUUGAUUUUUAGUACCAUGCUCACUUCUCAUUUCACGAGCCAAAGACUUUUGCGUACUUUCUUUAAAACGGCUCUAGAACAAGUCUUCGUCGUUCAUAUUUUAUUACAGAAUUUUGCAUUUGAAAAUUAUAUAAAAUGAUCUAUUGUAAUGUAUUAAUAAUAUAUUAGGAUUCGAUCAUGAUUGCACGCGAGGAGUAAAUACUGUUUGCUUCCUAUGUAUGAUGUAAAUGUUUGAUGGCGAAUGACGACAAGUAUGAUUGUUUUGACGGAUAAGGCAGGGCUGGAAGUUAAAUAGGGAAGGCCGUGGGCGGUGCGUGGAGCUUUAUGUUCAAAUAGAGCGUAAAGUGGUGGUUUGGAACACGCUAAGUGGAUAAUAUCCCUUUUCCUGUGACACACUGAACGUCAUGAAAUGUCAUGGAAGCUCGUGUAAUAAGUCGCACGCGAACAAUACGGAAAGGAACGCGGACGAUUUCUUAUCGCCGUUCCAUCACCUCUUCCUUUGACCCACAUAUUUUUUAAGCUCUACAAGUAGAAUCGAUUGCAGAAAAAUGUCUCGCCUCAUUUUUUACAUAGACAUUCCGUAAUAAUUCUUAGGACUUCGGAGAGAUAAGAUAUGCGUUUCCAUUAUAAAAGAUGUAUUUAAUGAUUUGUAUCGUUUUUAUCAAUGAAAAUUAUUGUGAUAUCGAUUAAGGAAGUUCGAUUUGAAAAUCGUACCUACGAUUUUUCUUACCGUCGGACAGAGACAUUACAAUUAGCAUUCAACUCAUUUAGCGACGCGAGUCCCUGACACAUGUUGAGCAAUUAUAUUCCAAGUGAUAAAUAUUCCAUGCAUUUCUUUUAAGGAUUUAUCAAUGCAUUUUCAUCGACAAACAGCUACCCACGUAUAGAGACGACAAAUUUUCGAAAUAAAAUGAACUUAUCGAGUACGUCGAAAAUGUGGUAACACUGUUACGCAGUAAUGUAACGACAGUAUAAAUUUAGAAACAAGUUAAGUAGCUAUAUCGAUUUUGUCAUGCUCGGGUCGAAAGAAUAUUUUCCGAGUUCCAUCAGUGAAAAGUUGUUAAAUCAGAUUGAGUACUCCUAUCCGAUGCAUGUAUCAAUUAUUAGCAGAUUGUUUAAAAUGUAGAAAGUACUAUAGAAUAUUUCGUGAUGCGCUUCGAUUCUCCUAGAUAAUCCAUUCGUUGAGGUAUGAUCGUUAACCUUUCAAUCGGUAUCACUAUUAUUAAUAUUCAUUCAUGUUAUUCCUCAGGCCUUAUUCAAAUAGGAAAUGCUAAUUAAAUAUCUUAAUAUAAAUUGCGCAUUUCAAUUUCGGCUAAAGGGAUAGAGAAAGAUUGUACAUAUAAUCGUAAAAGAAAUUAAGAAUGCGAAUAAAAGUAAACGCGUUACGAGUACUGUUGCUUUUGUUUGUAUUUGAAAAAGAAUCAGAAGCUGCUACCAAAUGCUAUCAGUGUAAUAGCAAAAAGGACAAAGACUGCACUGUCAAUAUGGUGGAUGCUAGGUAUUUGAAAGCAUGUCCUUCGUCACAACCAUUUUGUCGGAAAGCUGUGUACAUAUAUUAUUUUAUGAAUACUCGAGACUACUUUGUAGUACGUGAAUGCGCGAAAUGGCGAAACGCUGAUAGGGAAUGCUAUAGAGGCCGUUACGUACGCGAUAGUUAUCAAUUCGUAUGCGAGUGCGAGGGUGCAGGGUGCAAUCAGUCUACAAGAUUCUCAUCGAAGAUUACGAUCUCCAUGUACGCGUUCUGCCAGUUCAUCAUUUUUUUGCUGAGGAACCCUACCUGACACGAUUAUGACACAAGGAAAAUUCAUUAUCACACAACACAAGAAACUCGUUAAGGACACGCGUACACAGUAGUUACGAGGUUCCAUGUUUUUCCCUAUGUAAAUUAUUCUGCACCUUGUGCCACGGAACAGUUAGAGGAGCGAUAAUAGCAGAAUGGUGUACAAGUAAAUAAGCUAUAAUAAA
Messenger RNA from Ceratina calcarata, 2147 nucleotides. RefSeq lists its product as uncharacterized. Gene Ontology annotation, biological process: regulation of synaptic transmission, cholinergic; positive regulation of voltage-gated potassium channel activity; sleep. Lineage: Eukaryota; Metazoa; Arthropoda; Insecta; Hymenoptera; Apidae. The record is from RefSeq and is a predicted model, not a curated record. The transcript has 3 exons. Bases 1544 to 1963 code for a protein of 139 amino acids.